CGGAGUGAAGGAGGAGUGCGCAGAGAGGAGGAGGUGGGGAGGGAGGAAGGAAGGAAGAGGGAGGGAGGGAGAAGAAGCAGGUCGACAUAGCUACCUACAGUGUAGUAAACGAGGAAAGACAAAAGAGAGGAAGAAAGGUGAGCGGAGAAGAAGGGAGAAGAAGGAAGGGAGGAACCGGAAGAAGAAGAAGAACAAGAAAGAGGGAAGGAGGAAUUGCUACACACUGUGUGGUCUACAUUGUCAAGAGGAAAGAGAGAGGGAGGAAGAAAGGUGAAAGAAGACGAAGAAGGAAGAAGAAGGAAGAGUCUCUAAGCAGAUACUGUGGUCAGCGCUUGCACAGGAAGAAGAAGAAGAAGCAGGAGAAGAAAGAAGAAGAAGGAAGAAGAAGAACAAGGUGAUAGCUAUGGCGCCAGCAGUGGUGGCAUGUCGAACUGCCUUGUCUUCCUUGCAGACGGCGAACGCAGGUCUUUCCGACGGCGGGAUCUGGACGUUGGGCGGGAUCCCGAGGCCGCUUCAUAGAUUGUCCACGUGGCAAUGUCGAAGUAGUGGUCUGUCGAUUCGAUCUGUUGAUCGACGGCGGAAGAAGCUUCAUCGUGUCUUCACCGAGGUGAGAGAUGGCGGCGCUGACGGCGGCGAUGGCGGCGGCGAUGGAGGAAGUACCGCGGCCAUCGCCAACUGCAACUGCAGCAAGCAAACGGGAAGAAGAGGAGGAGGAGGAGGAGGAGGAAGUAGGGAUAAGCGGAGGCGGAGGAUGGGUCGAGACGAGCGAUGGAGGUUAGGACGUGGAGGCUCCGCUGACGCAAGAGAGUACCCACAGCUGUGCAGCUCCUGCUGCAGCUGCAGCAGCAGCAGCCGCAGCAGCGAUCUAUUUCUGACGUCGGAGGAACAAGAGGAGGAGGAGGAGAAGGAGGAGGAGGAGGUGGUGGUGAUUGCACAAGGUGCCCCUUCGGCCUCGCCGGUCGUCUUCCUUGAGCUCCAACGGCGGGGAUUGCAAAAGGUGCCCCUGCGAGUUCCGAUCAAGCUUUUAGCCAAGCUGGCGCUGGCGUCUCUGCUCGCCGCUCCGCUCCUGGACUACGUCUUUCCUAAACUGGCAAGUGCGGCGGCGCAGACGCUCGCGCAGUCCAGCCUCGGCCUGCGCGUGGCCGCCGCCCUCCGCUCAUCCAACUGGCCCGACAGUGCCAUCAUCUUCGUAAUCUCGAUGUUACCGGUGCUGGAGCUGCGGGGCGCAGUCCCGGUCGGGUACUGGAUGGGUCUGGAUCCCGGCGUCACCAUCCCGGUCUCCAUCAUCGGAAACAUGGUCCCGGUCCCGAUCAUCCUCCUCUACCUCGGCAAGCUGUCUUCUUUCCUGAUCGAGAAAAGCGCCCUGGCGGCGCGCUUCUUCGAUUUCCUAUUCGAGCACACCAGGGCGAAGGCGGGACCCAUCGCAGAGUUCAAGUGGCUGGGUCUCAUGCUGUUCGUCGCGGUCCCGUUGCCAGGCACCGGGGCCUGGUCGGGGGCCAUAGCCGCUCACAUUCUAGGCAUGCCCUUCUGGGAUGCCAUGUCAGCCAAUUUCGUCGGAGUGGUCCUCGCUGGACUAAUCAUGAACAUGUUCUGCACGGUUGGAUUGAGGCAGGCGAUCGUCGUCGGGAUCGGGUUGUUCAUCUUAUCCAGCGGGAUCUGGAGUGUAUUGCGACUCGUAAGGAAGAAGCUCGGUUAUGGAGCGGGCGACAAAGACGCGACGCCCGCCGCUUGAUCUUCUCCCUCCCUCCCUCCCUCCCUAUUGCUCUCUCCUUCCCACCCUCUCUCUYUCUCUCUCUCUCUCUCUCUCUCUCUCUCUCUCUCUCUCUCUCUCUCUCUCUCUCUCUCUCUCUCUCUCUCUUYUUUKUKCKUUUKGUGUCYUUAWUCU
Messenger RNA from Chara braunii, 1885 nucleotides. The record is from the annotation of a GenBank genome assembly. NCBI's taxonomy places the organism in Eukaryota, Viridiplantae, Streptophyta, Charophyceae, Charales, Characeae.